AUGGGAAUGUAUCCCAGCAUGCUUGACAGUCAGCGACAUGAACAGGGAAGGAUGAUGAAGCUAAGAUGGCAGCGCUGCUAGGGGUGCUGUCUUUACAGGGUCAAGAAAAAUAGCAGGAACAAACGCAAGGCACAGACGUCAGCUCGCGCUGUUGACUUCUUUCACUAAAGGCAGUUGGAUCGCCUGCAGUCGAGGAAAUAACGGUCGGUUUUUGAUCCGAGCGAAGGGAAGAAGGGACGCGUAUUUCGCAGUCGCAGCAGAGCGGCUAACCGUAAACGUCGUUUUAAUUGGAGAUAACGUACUCUGAUGUAAUUCGCCGGGCGUUUUUGCGGCUUUGCGGAGCGGAUUUAUGGAGGAGGCUUGGGACUUUUAGCUCUGUUGACUGACAUUGUAAUCUAAUAUAUGCGUUGUUCCCCUAAACGAUGAUGUGUGCUGCUGCGGCAGCGGGUGCCGGUGGCAGCGGGAUCCCGUCCUCCUCGUCCCACUCCAUGGGGCUGGGAGUCAGGGUGAUUCCCGGAGCUGGAAACGAUUUCGCAUCGAUCGGAUCAGGGAUGGGCUCCUGUCCCGUUGUGGGGGCCCGCUCGGAUUGUCGGAGUCGCUACCAGCUUCUUCUCUCAGGGCGAGCACUGGCGGAGCGGUACCGGAGGAUUUACACCACCGCGAUCAACGACAAAGAGCAGGGGCUCAACCUCGGCAGGGGAAAGAAAGCUUUGAGCAAGAAGAAGCUAAAAAGGCGGCAAAAAGUCAAAUCAAAAGUGAAAACAAGAACAAAGACAGAGACUCUGGAUGGGGCCUUUCCAGUGCCUGACAUCAAACUCCACAGCAACCCCUCUGCAUUCAACGUCUACUGUAAUGUACGGCACUGCGUGCUGGACUGGCAGCAGAAGGAGGCCGCGUUGGCCCUGGCUUCUCGCAACUCUGUGCAGAGCGGCGACUCAGACAGUGAGGAGGAGGAGGAGUACCGCGAACCCGCCGUCAAACUGCCCAAGAUCAUUGGUAUUGGGCUGUGUGGAGUGUUUGAGCUCAUCAAAGAGACUCGUUUCUCACACCCGUCACUGUGCUUACGGAGCCUUCAGGCCCUUUUAGAUAUGCUCCAGGGACAACAGCCAGAGAGCUUUCAGACUGAACCUCCAGAUGUGCUGGAGUCUCUCUUUCAUCUCCUGCUGGAGACCACCGUGCGGAGCACAGGGAUGAACGACCCCACUGGUCAGACCCUCACAGCGUUGUCCUGUGCCUGCCUCUUCAGCCUGGUGGUGGCCUGGGGAGACACUGGCAAAAUCCUCCAGGCUGUGUCUGCCAUCCUCACCAACAAUGGCAGUCAUGCAUGCCAGACCAUCCAGGUUCCAACAAUCCUGAACGCCCUUCAGAGGAGUGUGCAGGCAGUGCUGGUGGGAAAGAUCCAGAUCCAGGACUGGUUUGGGAACGGCAUCAAGAGAGCCGCACUGAUGAACAAAUGGGUUUUGAAGGAGGUGAGCAUCGAUGAAGAUGAACGCUGUCUUCUUCAAACUGAUGGUUCCUUCCUGUACCUGCUCUGUAAAGAUGGCCUCUACAAAGUGGGCUCAGGGUACAGUGGCACCGUGCGGGGCCAUGUGUACAACUCCACAUCACGUAUCAGGAACCGUAAGGAGAAGAGGUCAUGGCUGGGAUUCGCCCAGGGUUGUUUGCUGUAUCGAGACAUGAACAGUCACAGCAUGGAGGCCAUUAAGAUCAAUCCAGAGACUCUGGAGCAGGAGGGCACCAUCACAAUGCCGGGUCUACAAGCAGAUGGUCAGAACAUCAUAUUCACUGAUGGAGAAUAUAUCAACCAGAUUGCAGCCUGCAAAGAUGAUGGCUUUGUGGUGCGGAUCUACGCCACCAGCUCAGACCCAGCCCUACAGCAGGAACUGCAGCUCAAACUGGCCAGGAAGUGUCUUCAUGCCUGUGGCAUCUCCCUCUUUGACCUGGAGAAAGACCUUCAUAUCAUCAGCACAGGGUUUGAUGAGGAAGCAGCCCUGAUUGGAGCUGGCAGAGAGUUUGCUUUGAUGAAAACGGCAUCUGGGAAGAUCUACUAUACUGGAAAGUAUCAGAGCCUCGGUAUCAAGCAGGGUGGCCCGUCAGCUGGGAAGUGGGUGGAGCUGCCAGUAACGAAAUCACCUAAGAUUGUGCAGUUCUCAGUGGGCCAUGAUGGCUCCCACGCCCUGCUGGUGGCGGAGGAUGGGAGCGUCUUCUUCACGGGUUCCGCCAGCAAAGGGGAGGACGGAGAGUCAACAAAGAGCAGGAGACAACCAAAGCCCUACAAACCCAAGAAGAUGAUCAGACUCGAGACCAAGAUGGCCAUCUACACGGCCUGCAACAAUGGCAGUAGCAGCAUUGUCACUAAAGAUGGAGAGCUCUACAUGUUUGGCAAGGAUGCCAUUUACAGUGACAGUACCUGUCAGGUGUCAGAUCUGAAGGGACACUUUGUAACUCAGGUAGCCAUGGGGAAAGCUCACACCUGUGUCCUGACCAAGAGCGGAGAGGUGUGGACAUUUGGAGUGAACAACAAGGGCCAGUGUGGUCGAGACACUGGAACCAUGAGCCAGGCAGGGAAGGCGUUUGGAGUGGAGAACAUGGCUACCGCAAUGGACGAGGACUUGGAGGACGAGCUGGAUGAGAAGGAGGAGAAAUCUAUGAUGUGUCAGCCAGGCAUGCACAAGUGGAAGCUGGACCAGUGUAUGGUGUGCACCGUGUGUGGAGACUGCACCGGGUAUGGAGCCAGCUGUGUGAGCAGCGGCCGACCAGACAGGGUGCCAGGAGGGAUUUGUGGCUGUGGCUCUGGUGAGUCGGGCUGUUCGUCAUGUGGCUGCUGUAAAGCCUGUGCCAGAGAGCUGGAUGGUCAGGAGGCCAGACAGAGAGGAAUCUUUGAUGCUGUGAAAGAAAUGAUACCGCUGGACCUGCUGUUAGGUACUGAGGUGUCAUCCAGUCACAUUCAGUACAGUUUCAUAUCCAUCAAAUCACAUCCCUUUCCUGUCUGCAGGCUUCAUCCUGUCAUAUGUUCAACCAUACUGUCUUCAUGCAUGAAAUAUUCAUUUCUCUUUCCCCUCAUAGGCCCCCUUGUUUUUCCUGGUCCCCUUUUAAUGAACCAGCGUGAGCAGGUGCUAGCCAGACUAAGACCCCUUCAGGCCUUUAAGCUAAUGCGGGAGAGACUCAAAGAUGGCAGCAGUGAACGCGGGGACAAAGAUGCCAGUAAGAUCACUACAUAUCCUCCCGGGGCCGUACGCUUCGACUGUGAGCUGCGAGCCGUGCAGGUCAGCUGCGGUUUCCAUCACUCCGUGGUGUUAAUGGAGAAUGGAGAUGUUUACACCUUCGGUUAUGGACAGCAUGGACAACUUGGGCAUGGAGAUGUUAAUUCUAGGGGGUCUCCCACUCUGGUGCAAGCUCUGCCCGGCCCCAGUACUCAGGUGACGGCAGGCAGUAACCACACUGCAGUGCUUCUCAUGGAUGGACAGGUCUUCACCUUCGGGAGUUUCUCGAAAGGGCAGUUAGGACGGCCCAUCCUAGACAUGCCCUACUGGAACGCCAAGCCCUCUCCGAUGCCCAACAUUGGCGCCAAGUACGGUCGAAAAGCCACGUGGAUCGGGGCCAGCGGUGAUCAAACCUUCCUUAGAAUCGACGAGGCGCUAAUCAACUCCCACAUCCUGGCCACCUCCGAGAUUUUUGCCAGCAAACACAUCAUCGGUUUGGUUCCAACAUCGGUAUCUGAGCCUCCUCCCUUCAAAUGCCUACUGAUCAACAAACUGGACGGGAGCUGCCGCACCUUCAAUGACUCAGAGCAGGAGGAUCUCCAGGGUUUCGGCCUCUGUUUGGACCCUGUCUAUGAUGUCAUCUGGAGGUUCCUACCUGCCACACGUGAGAUGUGCUGCUAUAACGCGGUGAUAGCAGACGCCCGUGUGCCCAAUGCCUCGGACAUCCAGGCCCUCUGCAGCAUCCUGAGUCCUGAGCUGGCUCUGCCCUCGGGCUCCCACUCCACCACCACCCGCUCCCACGGAGCGCUGCACAUCCUGGGUUGUCUGGACACACUGGCUGCGAUGCAGGAGCUGAAGAUGGGUGUAGCCAGUGCUGAGGAAGAGACUCAGGCUGUGAUGAAGGUCUACUCUAAAGAGGACUACAGCGUGGUCAACCGCUUUGAGAGUCACGGAGGAGGCUGGGGUUACUCUGCCCACUCAGUGGAGGCCAUCCGCUUCUGCGCCGAUGCUGACAUCUUGUUAGGAGGAUUGGGUCUUUUUGGUGGCCGAGGGGAGUACACUGCAAAAAUCAAGCUGUUUGAGCUGGGGCCAGAUGGAGGAGACCACGAGACUGAUGGAGAUCUGCUGGCUGAGACAGAUGUUCUGGCAUACGACUGUGCUGCUCGGGAGAAGUACGCCAUGAUGUUCGAUGAGCCUGUGCUGCUGCAGUUGGGCUGGUGGUAUGUGGCGUGGGCUCGUGUGUCUGGACCCAGCAGUGACUGCGGCUCCCACGGCCAGGCCACCAUCACCACUGAUGACGGUGUGGUCUUUCAGUUCAAGAGCUCGAAGAAAUCAAACAACGGUACUGAUGUGAAUGCUGGACAAAUACCUCAGCUGCUGUACAGGUUGCCCUCUAAUGAUGGUAACGCAUCCAAAGGAAAGCAGCAGACCAGUGAGCCUGUGCACAUCCUCAAGCGUUCUUUCGCCAGGACCGUGUCUGUGGACUGUUUCGAGUCUCUGCUGAGUGUCCUGCACUGGAGCUGGACCACGCUGGUGUUGGGGGUGGAGGAGCUGAGGGGCCUCAAAGGCUUCCAGUUCACAGCCACCCUUCUGGACCUGGAGCGCCUGCGGUUUGUGGGCACCUGCUGCCUGCGACUGUUGCGCGUCUACAUCUGCGAGAUCUUCCCCAUUUCUGCCAGUACCAAAGCGGUUGUGGAGGAGUCCAGCAAGCUGGCGGAGUGUGUAGGAAAGACUCGUAGCCUCCUGAAGAAGAUCCUGUCAGAGGGGAUGGACAACUGCCUGACCAAACUGGACAACGACCCGCAGGGGUAUCUGAGUCAACCCCUCACACUGCUGGAGGCCGUGCUGCAAGAGUGCCACAACACCUUCACCGCCUGCUUCCACUCGUUCUACCCGACUCCGGCCCUGCAGUGGGCCUGCCUCUGCGACCUGCUCAACUGCCUGGACCAGGACAUCCAAGAGGCGAACUUCCGCACGUCGAGCAGCCGUCUGCUGGCCGCGGUGAUGUCAGCACUGUGUAACACGUCGGUCAAGCUGACCUCUGUCUUGCCCAUCGCGUACGACGGGGAGGUGUUGCUGCGCUCCCUCGUCAAGCAGGUCAGCACUGAAAACGACUCUGCCCUCGCUCACCGCUUCCCCUUGCUGGUGGCACACAUGGAGAAGCUCAGCCACACGGAAGAGAAUCUCAUGGGCAUGACGACUUUCCGGGAGGUUCUGGAGAAGAUGCUUGUCAUUGUGGUGCUUCCUGUGAGGAAGAGUCUGAGGAAGGAGGUUGAGCUCUUUUCUCCUCAUCUGGUGUCCAACACCUGCGGCCUGCUGGCCAGUAUCGUCAGUGAGCUCACCGCCUCUGCUCUCGGCUCUGAGGUGGACGGGCUGAACUCCCUGCACUCUGUGAAGUCCACCCCCGACCGCUUCACCAAGACCAGCCAGGGACGCAGCUGGAACACGGGGAACGGCUCGCCCGAUGCCAUCUGUUUCACUAUGGACAAGCCAGGGGUGGUGCUGGUGGGUUUCUGUGUAUACGGAGGAGGAGGCAUCCAUGAGUACGAGCUGGAGGUGCUCGCUGAUGAUGCUCAGACGGAGCACCCUGGAGAUUCCGCCCACUCCCACAGAUGGACGUCUCUAGAACUGGUCAAAGGCACUUACAGCACUGACGACUCCCCCAGUGACAUCGCUGAGAUCCGUCUGGACAAAGCUGUUCCUCUGAAGGAGAAUGUGAAAUAUGCUGUCCGCCUGAGGAACUAUGGCAGCCGCACAGCCAAUGGGGAUGGAGGCAUGACCACCGUGCAGUGCUCUGAUGGAGUUACCUUCACCUUCAGCACCUGCAGCCUGAGCAGCAACGGCACCAACCAGACCAGAGGCCAGAUCCCCCAGAUUCUCUAUUACAGGAGUGAAUAUGAUGGUGACCUGCAGUCACAGCUGUUAAGCAAAGCCAAUGAAGAGGACAAGAACUGCAGUCGUGCUCUUUCUGUAGUCAGUGUGGUGGUGCGGGCGGCCAAAGACCUCCUCCACAGGGCCUUUGCUGUGGACGUUGAAGACAUUCCAGAACUCCUGAGUUCCUCCAGUCUUUUCUCAAUGCUGCUUCCACUUAUUUUGGCAUACAUUGGUCCUGUGGCUGCAUCUGUCCCUAAGGCUGCGGUGGAAGUGUUUGGUUUGGUGCAGGAACUUCUUCCAGCUGUUUCUGCCCUGAACCAGAAAUAUGCCCCUCCCGCUUUCAAUCCCAACCAGUCCACAGACAGCACCACUGGGAACCAGCCGGAGCAGGGCCUAUCAGUUUGCACCACCUCAAAUCAUUAUGCUGUCAUAGAGAGUGAUCACCCCUACAAGCAGGCUGCUGUCACCCAGUACAAGGUUUCCUUCCCAGACUGCGUUCGCUGGGUGACCAUUGAGUUUGAUCCUCAGUGUGGCACAGCACAGCCAGAAGAUGUCCUCCGUCUCCUGAUCCCCAGCCGAUCGAUGCACUUCUCUGGGCUCGGCUCCAAAUCUCUGGUUCACGAGACCAUCAACAGCUGGACCGAGCUCAAGAAGUUCUCUGGCUCCAGUGGCUGGCCCACCGCUGUCUUGGUGCUGCCAGGUAACGAAGCCCACUUCUCUUUGGAAACUGCAUCAGAUUAUGUGAAAGACGAGAAAGCCUGUUUCUAUGGAUUCAAAUGUGUAGCUGUUGGUUAUGAGUUUAACCCUGGUCUUGAUGAGGGAAUUAUUCAGCUGGAGAAGGAAUUGGCCUAUUUGGGAAGCGUGUGUGCAGCUGCACUCAUGAAAAAGGAUCUUGCUUUACCCAUAGGAAAUGAACUGGAGGAGGAUUUGGAGAUUUUAGAGGAGGCCUCACUCCAGGUUUGUAAAACCCACUCAGGGCUCCUGGGGAAGGGACUGGUGCUUUCUCACUCUCCCACAAUCCUAGAGGCGCUGGAGGGCAACCUGCCACUGCACCUGCAGACUAACGAACACUCCUUCCUAGAGGACUUCAUCACCUGUGUGCAGAACUCCAGCGGCGGGCGGCUCGCCAGGUGGCUUCAGCCAGACUCCUACGCAGACCCUCAGAAGACCUCGCUCAUACUCAACAAAGACGACAUCCGCUGUGGCUGGCCCACUACUGUUGUGGUGCAGACCAAAGACCAAUAUGGAGAUGUUGUGCAUGUGCCAAACAUGAAGGUUGAAGUCAAGGCUGUUCCUGUCUCUCAGAAGAAGUCCCUCCAGCAGGAGAACAUGAAGAAACUGCAGCGUUUGCCAGGCAGCUCCUCUAAUUCCACAUCAGGCACUGACCUCACCUACGGUGGCCACCCACCGCCCAAACUGGAGGCGACAUAUGAGCCCAUGAUCAUCAAAGAGGCCCGAUAUAUCGCCAUCACCAUGAUGAAGGCAUAUGAAAAUUACUCCUUUGAAGAGCUUCGCUUCGCCUCACCGACACCAAAGAGACCCAGUGAGAACAUGCUUAUCCGGGCAAACACAGACGGCACCUACAGCGCUAACUGGACCCCUGGUGCUGUUGGGCUGUACACCAUUCAUGUGACCAUCGAUGGCAUUGAGAUUGAUGCUGGUCUGGAGGUGGAGGUCAAAGAUCCACCCAAAGGAAUGAUCCCUCCUGGCACACAGAUGGUCAAACCUAAAGCUGAACCUCAGCCUAGCAAGGUGCGCAAAUUUGUGGCCAAGGACAGCGCAGGGCUGCGUGUGCGUAGUCACCCCUCUCUGCAGAGCGAACAGAUAGGCAUAGUCCAAGUCAAUGGCACCAUCACAUUCAUUGACGAGAUCCACAAUGAUGAUGGUGUCUGGCUCAGACUGAAUGAUGAGACAGUAAAGAAGUAUGUUCCCAACAUGAAUGGGUACACUGAAGCCUGGUGCCUCUCUUUUAACCAGCAUCUGGGCAGAAGCCUCCUCGUCCCUGUCGACGUGAUUAACUCGGAGGGCACCUGGGUUCAGCUGGAUAAGAACAGUGUGGUGGAGUUCUGUGAGAGCGAUGAGGGGGAGGCCUGGUCUCUGGCCCGAGACAGAGGGGGAAACCAGUACCUACGUCACGAGGAAGAGCAAGCAAUUUUGGAGCAUGGAGCCCAGACCCCUCCUCCCAGCCCGUUCUCAGUCCAGGCGUUUAACAGGGGCAUGGGCAGCUCGGGAGCUCAGGGCUUCGACUACGGCAUCAACAACAAAGGUGACAGGGAUAACUUGGCCAGUCGGUCUAUGUCUCCAGGCAGCAAGCAUCGUCAAGAGAGUCGAUCCUCCAAAACGGACAGUCACUCUAGUCGAUCUGUUGACCAGGUGAAGAGCAAGAACAAUGACAGUCUGUCUGCCAGCGAGGCCCUCAGUCUCAAAUCAGACACCGGCAAACUGCGGUCUGACUCUCACAGCCGCUCCCAUUCCCCUAACCACAACACGCUACAAGCCCUGAAAGCUGAUGGCCGAACCUCAGGCCUUAGGGCUGAGUCUCCGAACCCUAGCUCCCGUUCCUCCUCACCCAAACAGAAGACCUUCAGUUCGGGUAGAUCUAGCCCUUCCAGCAACAGUUCUCCACGUUCAUCCUCUCCUCACGACAAGAACCUGCCCUCUAAAGUUAGUCCUUCUUCUAAAGCUCACCUGGACCCUCCUCGUGAGAGAUCCAAAUCUGACUCCUAUACGCUAGACCCUGACACGCUCAGAAAGAAGAAGGUUCCUUUCAUGGAACCUCUGAGAGGCAGGUCUACAUCUCCCAAGCCAAAAAUUUCACCCAAAGAGAGCAAAGGAGGAAGCAGCAAUGCUGAGAACCGAGCCCCAUCUCCCCAUGUAGUUCAAGAGAACCUCCACAGCGAAGUGGUGGAGGUGUGUAGGUCCAGCACCUUGCUGUCCAAUGAUGAAGCCAAUGAUGAGAAUGCAGAGUUGCACAAUGCUGAAGAGGGCUCUUCCAAGGUCCACUUUAGUAUUGGAAAAGCCCCGGUCAAGGAGGAACUUGAAAGCCGUUCUUCACCCAAAGUUAGCCGUAAAACCUCCAGCAGGCAUGUGAGACCCAAAAAAGACAAAUCUGGGCCACUCUUUAAGGGUGAAAACGUGCGUCCUGCUGAACCCGCCAAGCAAGCCAUGUCGCCUUCUGUUGCGGAAUGUGCUCGUGCUGUUUUUGCUGCCUUCCUCUGGCAUGAGGGCAUAGUACAUGAUGCCAUGGCAUGCUCUUCCUUCCUGAAGUUCAACCCUGAGCUGACCAAAGAACAUGCACCCAUCCGUAAUUCUCUCAGCUGCCAGCAGGGUUUUGAAGAGAAGGAGAGCAAACUGAAGAACCGUCACUCUCUGGAGAUCUCCUCGGCCCUCAACAUGUUCAACAUAUCACCACAUGGCCCAGACAUUUCCAAGAUGGGUAGCAUCAACAAGAACAAGGUUCUGUCCAUGCUGAAAGAGCCACCCUUGCCCGAGAAGUGCGAGGAUGGAAAAAGUGAGGCGGUCUCCUAUGAGAUGACCAGCAACUCCAUGAGGUCUAAGUCCAUCUUGCCUCUCACCCUCCAGCACCUAGUAGCAUUCUGGGAGGACAUAUCCAUGGCUACCAUAAAAGCGGCUACACAGAAUAUGAUCUUCCCGAGUCCAGGGUCCAGUGCUAUCCUUAAAAAGAAGGAGAAUGAAAAGGACAGCAAGAAGACCAAGAAAGAGAAGAAGAAAAAGGAGAAAGCCGAGGUUCGCCCCAGGGGGAACCUCUUUGGGGAGAUGGCGCAGUUAGCUAUGGGAGGCCCUGAGAAGGAUACCGUCUGUGAGCUGUGUGGAGAGUCUCACCCAUACCCUGUUACGUACCACAUGAGACAGGCCCACCCAGGCUGUGGUCGAUAUGCUGGAGGUCAGGGCUAUAACAGUAUUGGUCACUUUUGUGGAGGCUGGGCUGGUAACUGUGGAGAUGGUGGGAUUGGAGGAAGCACCUGGUACUUGGUGUGUGAUCGUUGUAGAGAGAAGUACCUGAGAGAAAAACAAACAGCUACCAGAGAAAAGGUCAAGCUGUCAAGGAAGAAACCUCUCCAGGUGAAAACCCCACGGGCUCUGCCCACGAUGGAGGCCCACCAGGUGAUCCGUGCCAAUGCACUGUUCCUGCUGUCUCUGAGCAGCGCCGCUGAGCCAAGUCUACUUUGCCAUUACCCACCUAAACCCUUCCACGCACAUCUGCCCAGCCUCAAAGAGGGAGUGUCUGAGGAACUACCCAACAAGAUGGGCUGCCUCUAUCUGCAAACUCUAGCCCGCCAACACACUGAGAACUUUGGGGCCUAUCAAGAUGACAACUUGUUUCAGGAUGAGAUGCGUUACCUGCGUUCUACGUCAGUCCCUGCUCCCUAUAUUUCAGUCACUCCUGAUGCCUGCCCCAAUGUUUUUCAAGAGCCAGGAAGUAACAUGAAGUCCAUGCCCCCAAGUUUGGAGACAAGUCCAAUCACAGACAGUGACACAGCCAAGCGGACAGUAUUCCAGCGCUCAUAUUCAGUGGUGGCCUCCGAGUAUGAUAAGCAGCACUCAGCUUCCCCAGCACGGGUCAAAGCAGUGCCGAGACGCAGGGUACACAGCGGGGAUGCAGAAGUUGGGUCAUCACUGCUUCGUCACCCUUCUCCUGAGUUGUCUCGACUGAUCUCAGCCCACGGCUCUCUCAGCAAGGGUGAAAGAAACUUCCAGUGGCCUGUGCUGGCAUUUGUUAUCCAGCAUCAUGACCUAGAGGGCCUGGAAGUGGCUAUGAAGCAUGCACUCCGCAAAUCAGCCUGCAGGGUGUUUGCCAUGGAGGCUUUUAAUUGGCUGCUGUGUAAUGUUACCCAGACCACCUCCCUCCAUGAUAUCCUGUGGCACUUUGUGGCGUCUCUGACUCCGUCUCCCUUUGAGACGGAAGAAGAGGAGGAGGAAGAGAACAAAGGGAACAAGGAGAACCUCGAGCAGGAGAAGGAUUUAGGUGUAUGUGAGCACCCCCUGUCUGACAUUCUCAUCGCAGGAGAGGCGGCUCACCCGCUGCCCCACACCUUCCACCGUCUGCUCCAGACCAUCUCUGACCUCAUGAUGUCACUUCCCAGUGGAAGCUCACUUCAGCAGAUGGCCCUCAGAUGUUGGAGUCUGAAAUUCAAACAAUCAGAUCAUCAGUUCCUGCACCAGAGUAACGUAUUUCACCACAUCAACAACAUCCUGUCCAAAUCAGAUGAUGGGGACAGUGAGGAGAGUUUUAACAUCAGCGUACAGUCGGGAUACGAAGCGAUUAGUCAGGAACUUUGUGUGUUGACCUGUCUGAAAGAUCUGACCAGCGUGGUAGACAUUAAAACGUCCAGCCGACCAGCCAUGAUCGGCAGCCUGACUGAUGGCUCCACUGAGACGUUCUGGGAGUCUGGAGAUGAAGAUAAGAACAAAACAAAGAGCAUCACUAUCAGCUGUGUCAAAGGCAUCAAUGCCUCAUAUGUCUCUGUCCAUGUCGACAACUCUCGUGACAUUGGAAAUAAAGUCACGUCAAUGAUAUUCCUUUGUGGGAAGGCUGUGGAAGAUCUCUGCAGAAUCAAGCAGCUUGACUUAGACUCGAGGCACAUGGGCUGGGUGACCAGUGAGCUGCCUGGAGGAGACCACCACGUGAUCAAGAUCGAGCUUAAGGGUCCUGAGAACACGCUUAGGGUACGGCAGGUCAAAGUGCUUGGCUGGAAGGAGGGCGAGAGCAUCAAGAUUGCUGGGCAGAUAUCAGCCAGUGUAUCUCAGCAGAAGAACUGCGAGGCUGAGACGCUGCGUGUCUUCCGCCUCAUUACAUCACAGGUGUUUGGGAAACUAAUUUGUGGGGAUGCAGAACCAACACCAGAACAAGAAGAGAAGAACCUGCUCUCCUCACCCGAGGGUGAAGACAAGGCUCCAUCUGAUGCAGACUUGAAGGAGCACAUGGUUGGCAUUAUUUUCAGCAGGAGCAAACUGACCAACCUUCAGAAACAGGUGUGUGCCCAUAUCGUCCAGGCCAUCCGUAUGGAGGCCACGCGAGUGCGGGAGGAAUGGGAGCACGCCAUUUCCAGCAAGGAGAACGCAAACUCUCAGCCCAGUGACGACGACGCCUCCUCUGAUGCUUACUGCUUUGAGCUGUUGUCUAUGGUGCUGGCCUUGAGUGGAUCUAACGUUGGGCGGCAGUACCUGGCCCAGCAGCUCACCCUACUGCAGGACCUCUUCUCCCUCCUUCACACCGCCUCGCCACGCGUCCAGAGACAGGUGACGUCACUGCUCAGGCGCGUUCUUCCUGAGGUCACUCCCAUGCGCCUGGCCAGCGUCAUCGGCGUAAAGGCGCUGCCACCAGCAGACAUCAGUGACAUCAUCCACUCCACCGAGAAGAGCGACUGGACCAAGCUGGGCAUUUUAGAUAUGUUUCUGGGCUGCAUCGCCAAAGCCCUCACUGUGCAGCUCAAGGCGAAGGGCACCACUAUAGUUGGCACAGCUGGCAUGGCUGCAGGCAAAGGAGUCACUACAGUCACCCUACCCAUGAUCUUCAACUCAAGCUACAUACGGCGUGGAAUUAGUCACUGGUGGAUGAAGGGCUCCACUCCGCCUCAGAUCGCUGAGAUUAUUAUUAAACUCGUCAAAGACAUGGCUGCUGGCCACCUCUCGGAUGCCUGGUCCAGGGUGACUAAGAAUGCUAUUGCUGAGACCAUCAUUGCGCUCACUAAGAUGGAAGAGGAGCAUCGCUGUCCGGUGCGCUGCAUCGCCACCACUCGGCUAUGGCUCGCAUUGGCCUCUCUAUGUGUGCUGGAUCAGGACCACGUGGACCGACUGUCUUCAGGACGCUGGAUGGGCAAAGACGGGCAGCAGAAGCAGAUGCCCAUGUGUGAUAACCAUGAUGACGGGGAGACGGCAGCCAUCAUUCUGUGUAAUGCUUGUGGAAACCUGUGCACCGACUGCGACCGCUUCCUCCAUCUCCACCGCCGUACACGGACCCACCAGAGACAGGUCUUUAAGGAGGAGGAAGAGGCCAUUAAGGUGGACCUACAUGAAGGCUGUGGUAGAACCAAACUCUUUUGGCUCAUGGCAUUGGCCGACUCUAAGACCAUGAAGGCCAUGGUGGAGUUCCGUGAGCACACAGGGAAACCAGCUUCCAGCAGUUCAGACGUCUGCCGCUUCUGUGGCACCAGGAACGGCACAGAGCUGUCUGCAGUAGGAAGUGUAUGUUCAGACCAAGACUGUCAGGAGUAUGCAAAGCUGGCCUGCAGUAAGACUCAUCCGUGCGGUCACCCGUGUGGAGGGGUCAAAAAUGAAGAGCUGUGUCUGCCCUGUUUACAUGGUUGUGACAAAACCACAGCCUGUCUGAAACAGGACGCUGAUGAUAUGUGUAUGAUUUGCUUCACUGAGGCUCUGUCUGCUGCUCCAGCAAUCCAGCUGGACUGCAGUCACGUGUUCCAUCUUCAGUGCACAAGAAGGGUUCUGGAGAACCGCUGGCUUGGGCCCAGGAUAACCUUCGGGUUCAUGUCUUGCCCUAUUUGCAAGGCUGAGUGGGUAAUCAGCUGCUUCAAGUGCAAAAAGGCCUAUUUUGGGGGAGAAGCUCGCUGUGAUGCCGAGGCAGGACAAGGCGACGAUUAUGAUCCCCGUGAGCUCAUCUGUGGUGCGUGCUCAGAUGUGUCCAGAGCACAGAUGUGCUCUAAACACGGGACAGAUUUCCUGGAGUAUAAAUGUCGUUACUGUUGCUCUGUGGCUGUGUUCUUCUGCUUUGGGACGACACAUUUUUGCAACGCCUGUCAUGAUGAUUUCCAGAGGAUGACCAGUGUCCCAAAAGAAGAGCUGCCUCAUUGUCCUGCUGGACCAAAAGGAAAACAGUUAGAAGGAAGCGAGUGUCCCCUGCAUGUGGUCCAUCCUCCCACCGGAGAGGAGUUCGCUCUGGGCUGCGGCGUGUGUAGAAAUGCCCAUACCUUCUAAACGCCAGGCUCCCGUAAUGAUCGCCCUCUCUCUAUAUAUAUAUAUAUAUAUAUUCACCCUCCUGUGGCGGCCGACUCCCUCUUCAGCGCAGCCCGAGAGCAGAUACACCGGACGUCCCAUUCUGAGGGGGCUGUGACGGGCUGCUGUGCUCCAGGGUGCAUCCUCCCUCUCUUUAUACGCAGAAGAAUGAAAAAAAAGAACUAAAAAAUAACGUUGUGACAUGUUUGCAUGCAGCCGUUGUAACCCUGCGGCUUGUAUAAACGUUGCACACCUCCUGACCACUGAAGGGUAACAAUGUAUGGAGGAUUUUGGGAUCCGAGACCACGUGGAUGGGCCAUGAUUUCAGCUUCUCGAAUACAAAUUUAAGAUUCUAUUGUUGUAUGUAAACUGAUUUUUUUUUCGUAAUCCUGUACAGUAUUCCUUCACUUCGGAGUGCAUCAUGGUUUGACGGCUAAAGAUUCAAAUGCUAUAAGAGGACUUUAGAAUGUGACGCUGGGGGAAAAUAGUGUACGAUUUAUCUAAUCUUGUAUAUAAUGACAGUAACCCUUCAUAUGUGUAUCCCGACGUUGCUACUCUCUACACUUCAGUUUCGUUUGAUAUUCUGGGUUAUGUUUUGAGCCAGAACUUUUAAUGAAGUGCAAUACUGGGCGUGCCUCCUCACAGAUGUAAACAAUAUGGAAUGUAUGUCAAUAAAGCCACUGUACAUUUUGAUACAGUGUUGUGUUUUCCCCGGCAAGUGCGGUAUCAUUUCUGUAGUCAGAUCGUUAUCGAGGGGCUUGUUGUCUGCGGUGUCUGCCCUUUCGUCUCAAUGACGUGGUAUAAACCCCUUUUUUCUGUCAUUUUAAAAGCGAAGGUGAGUAUGUUCUGCUUUUGUAUUGUGAGAACACGACUCCUUGGGGCCAGUCUUCACACCAAAUCAAAGGAAUGUGAGGCAAAACAAGCGAUAUAUUAGAAAUUGUGGCUAUUUAGCGGUUGUUUUGGAGGCAUAUAGGAAGGAAUGUUUGGGGGUGUGAUAAACAGCUGCUGUAAAAGACAAAAAAAUUGCAACUUGUGAAUCUGCUUUGUAUUAUUAUCUGUGGAUGGAGCUGAAUGGUAAUAAUAAACCGGGUUCUCUGUUCAGCAAGGUACAUUACAAAA
This is a messenger RNA of Sinocyclocheilus rhinocerous, 15167 nucleotides long. It is a transcript of the gene mycbp2, whose product is annotated as MYC binding protein 2. The transcript has 82 exons. Gene Ontology annotation, cellular component: plasma membrane; nucleus. Gene Ontology annotation, molecular function: ubiquitin protein ligase activity. Gene Ontology annotation, biological process: regulation of synaptic assembly at neuromuscular junction; axon guidance. The coding region runs from base 423 to 14030 and encodes 4535 amino acids. Lineage: Eukaryota; Metazoa; Chordata; Actinopteri; Cypriniformes; Cyprinidae. The record is from RefSeq and is a predicted model, not a curated record.